Molecule: messenger RNA, 4578 nt
Organism: Ciona intestinalis (vase tunicate)
Lineage: Eukaryota; Metazoa; Chordata; Ascidiacea; Phlebobranchia; Cionidae
Biological process (GO): nucleocytoplasmic transport; activation of GTPase activity
Cellular component (GO): nucleus; perinuclear region of cytoplasm; cytosol
Molecular function (GO): GTPase activator activity; RNA binding; small GTPase binding
Source: RefSeq, a predicted model, not a curated record
UUCCUUACAUAACUUAACAGACUACGAAAUGACUGAACACGUGGUACGGGUGGGAACUUUUUUCCUUCUCCUCCUUUUCUACCUUUUUUUACAGAAGAGAUUUUUCUCUCCUGAUGACGUAAAUGCUUUGUGUUAAAGACCACACUAACACAUUGCUGUGCGCGGUAACAUACAUUUAAAAUAUGUAAUAAUAUUAAGCAUAUGGGUUCCCCUUGUUCCAUAACCUUUGUUUAUAUGGUAAAUUUACUUAGAAUGAACAAAGUAUAGACAUUUUCAAACAAAAAUUAAUAUUUGUCCCCUUUUUUUGCACCAAACGUUGUGUGGAUAACGAAUGACGUACCCCAUGACAACAAAAGAAGCCAUUUAGUUAAUUUAUUAAACAAAUUUAAAGCCUUUUAGUUUGGCUAAGAAACUGCCGUGCAAGAAGUACAAUGUACUUUAUUUUAUAGACAGGUAAUUCAUGCUGCAGAUUAUCUGCAUAAACAACUAAUUUGUUACCAAAUGAAGGUCUAGCACUGAUGACGAUAUGGGAUGUGGUCAAAGCAAAACAACGAUAGCCGACACUCCAACUCAUCUGCACACAACACUAAGAACAGAAGAUACCGAACCCGUUACCACACCACAUAACAACAAUAAAACCUCAAUAGAAAAUGUUGUCUCACCAAGUAAGAAUGAAACUAAGAAUCAGAAUCAGUUUGAAGAUGAAACCCCAACAUCUCUGGUUGUUGUUGAACCCCAAACAAAGGUUCUAACUGAACAUGCAACUGCUGAGGUUACUAAAGAUGAAGUAAAAAAACCUGAAAAUGCCUCAGUUGAAAUUAAACAAAGCUAUAUUAUUGAAAAACCUCUAAUUAAAGAAGAGAAGACCAGUUUUAAAGAAGAGAACAUUAAAGAAGUUGAUGGAGUUAGAACUGAAAACAAAACAGCUUUAAAUUCACAUGUGGUUAACAACGGUGUAAAAGGCACAGUCAGUGAACAAGAUACAAUCGUAAAAACCACAAAUCCAAGUUUGGAGCAUAAUUGUCCGGCUAAACUAAUUUCUCAACCCCCUGACUGUUCUGACGUUAUAAGCCUAGCCAGCGAAUAUACCGUCGAUUCAAAAUCUGAUGACGAAAAUGUUAAUAUCGCGGAAAACAUAUUAAGUUCUGCCCUUGUAGAAAACAUUAUGGUAACAGUUUCUACGGCGUCAGAAUUGCCGACUACGGCGGGCCACACCGAGGAUAUUGUAGUUAACACAACGAUACCUGUGUCUUCGCAAAACGACGUGAAUGUAUGCGAAACUGUAGAAGGGGUAGCGCGUUUAGCAGAGAAAGAAGUAAAGUCUGCCACUGUAGAUUCUAACACAGCAGUAGUGCCUGCACCAAGCGGAAACCCAGUAGUUGAGAAUACGUUGCAUAUUGAUACAGCUAAAGACAUCCAACUACACGCAGCAAUGCGGUUUUCAUGCUCGGCUACUGACAACCAGGUCUUGCCAGAAAUCGCCACACAAGCAGAAGUAUUACAUCUUAGUAGGACUUUUUUAACUAAUAGAGAAGAUUCUUUAGCGCUUUGCCGAACUUUAGCUAAUCUUUCGAGGCUUAAAAAGUUGGUCGUAAAAGGCAACAACGCGGGUCCCGUUGCUGUACGUGCAUUAUUGUUUAUGUUAACCCAAUAUGCAAAGUUAGAAGAAUUGGAUUUAUCUGAUAACAUGGCAGAUCCGAGCUGUGCUGAUCACUUGGCAAAUUUCAUAUCUGGUUCCAAGAAUCUCAAAUGUUUGAACUUGUCGGGAAACCAGUUCGGGAAGGAAUCGCUUUCGAAAGCUCUAAAUGUUGGUUUGAGUGCGACUUAUAGUUUGGUGCAUUUAGAUGUCAGUGGAUGUGGUGCUACCAAUCUACAUGGUUUGUUUGAAGCGUUGAGAAGUGGUUUCAUAUCCAAGCAAUCCAAGUUAAACCAUCUGGAUAUAUCUAACAACCAUAUGAACGAUGGCCAACAGCCUGGCAUUGAUAUUUCACUUUUACUGGAAACGUCCAACUGUCCUCUGCAGUAUCUUAACAUUUCCGACACUGGUUUAUCACCAACAGGCUGGGAUGCAUUGCUUUCAGGUCUCCAACAAAAUACUUCUAUCGUAAGUUUCAUAGCAGGUGGUAGCAAUACUGUGAAGAACAUUUUAGACAUUGCAAGGAUUAUUCUGGCUCUUCAGAAUGCGAAGGUAAUAGAUUUAGGUGGGGUUGGUAUCGAAGAUAAAAUCGAAUUACAUGACUUAAGUUUUGAAAACCUUAAACCUGCGACAAGAAACUCGUGUUUGGCGGAAUUGAAUCUAACCGACUGUAAACUUACUGAUACGUUUGUUGCUACGAUAUUUCAGAAAUACGCAAAUGUAUUAUCAAGUUUGGAACUUCUAAAACUAUCAAAUAACCCUGAGGUUUCUGAGAACGCGUUUAACGCUGUACAACAUACAUGUAAGUGCCUUCAUACAUUACACUUCGCGCUUAUGGAUGCUGAGUUCGUUUCUAAAUCUCUUAACGGCGGCUUUAAAGAACUGCGUUUCCUAAACUUACGAAAGUCUCGUGUUAGCGUAGAAACUUUAGGCGCGUUGUCCAACAUUCCCCAAACGUUAACCGAGCUCGCGUUGGACGGGAUAAAGCUGAGUGGUUCUGAUGUUCUUGAGACUUUACUACAACCAUCGUCGAAGCAUAAGAUCAUCACAUUAUCAAUGUCUGGCUGCAGUUUAACUGACAAAGAUAUCAAGCCAUUAGCGACGGCAAUGGCCCGUCCUGCCCCGCCAUUGAAUUUUCUUUCUAAUCUAGAUCUGAGCGUGAAUCGAUUAACAGAUUCAACAUUAUCUUUAAUUUCGGAAUCGUUAUUGGCUGUUACUGACUACACACUUAAAAACCUUGAUUUAACGAACAACAAAUGCGCCGAUAAAGGAGCAUUAGAUCUUGCAGGUGUCAUUUCUUCAGCGUCUUGCAAAUUGAACCUACAGAGAUUACUGUUAUCCAGCAAUUGUCUCACUGUUAAUGGAAUACAGGCACUAGUUUUAUGCGUAGCCCCAAGAAACGAUGUCAGGGGAUUGCAAUUCUUGGAUGUGAGCAACCAGAAAGACGGAUUGUCAGAAGAUGAAAUAGAAGCAAUAGUAGAAUGCCUCAUCACUACUAUUGGACUUGAUCCUAGUUUAAUAAAAAGUGAACACAAGCAAACGUUCUUUCCGCCGAUUUCUGACAAAUUUACAGUGAACUUGAGCAGACUCGGUGGUUCCGCCGGUGACAUUACUAAGCGUGUUGAAUCAGUUGCAAUCAAAACUGAUUUUUCGAGACUUUUUAAAGGUUUAGCCGCGCUUUCGGAUUACCUUAUUUUAGGUUCUGGGAUUCUACGUUCAAAUUCUAUUACGGACCCUGCUGAAGUAAAUCUUUCAAUAGAUAUGAAGGAAUGGUCGGAAAUAAUAGGUAGCGAUGCUCCUGCAUGGUUGAAAGUGUCAGAGGAACGCCGAAGAGGGGUAUAUGUGAAUCAUCUACCAGGUACUGCUACUGUUCAACGGCUUGAAGGUUUGCUUGAAAUGGAAGCGGAUUGUGAGGUCAGCGAUAUUUACGUCAUCAAGGAUCCUAUACUAAGGAAGCCAACAGGGGCUGCGUGGGUUUUAUUUGCAAAUGAAGAAUCGGUAAACAACGCGAUGAAAUGGUUCGCAGCAGGGUGCGCCCAGAUGUACGGGACUCCUUUCUCAAUCUGCGUCCUCCCUGUUUGUACAACUGGUGACCAAUCUGGCGGGCAAGCAUCGGCAAAGCGGGAGCUACAAGCCAGAGAGAGGCAGCGGCAGACUGACCUGGCUGCAGAUAGAACAAUGAUGGAGGAAAGCCAGCAACUUGCCGAUGAACGAGCUGCAUACAGGGAAGCUCAUCCCGCUUAUCAAAACGGCAGGAUUUGGUAGCUGGUAUAACAUAAGAGCCUAAAUAAAACGUUUUCUGUUCAGUUUCAAUACAAACAUGACAGUCCAUAUGUAAGAUACGAUUUUCACCUCUAACGUUCUGGUUUAAAAACUAGAACCAUGUUCAGUAAUCUAAGAAGUUAUAAUGAUUUUUUUUAAAAACUGAUUACAAUUGCAUAUGGUUAAGCUGUCAUGUUUGUACUGAAACUGAUAUACCCUUGUAUCGUAAAACACAGCAGCACACUGUGAGAUUAUUUAUUGUAUGCGCGUAGUAAAACGUUAUUUCAGUGAUUUGUUCUUUUUUAAUGCCGUGCCAAAUUAUUGCGCAUAUGAGUUUCCAUUAGUUUUUUAUUUUAUUCUACAAUGUGCCAAACCAACUUUACCUAAACUGCAAUACAUUUAGUUGCAUAAUAUACUGUUCUUAUAAAUCUGUAAAUGUUGUUUGUUUGCUACCAAAUGUGACGAUAAUGGAGAAUAAAAAUAUGGACCAUCUUACACCAAUCUAAUAGAUAUGAAUACUUUAUUUACCGAUUUGUAAAUAUACAUGAAGCACUGUGAAAAUUAGCAAAUACGACUUUCGUGUCUAAACCUUUGAAUUUGUCAAUAACCGACGGGUAUCGUCCGAAAUAGAAUAAUUUGUCCCGUCCAGCUUAGUGGCAGAUUUAAGCACUCGCACCUUG